AUGGCUCAGACAGGGAGGAACAGCGCUUUGGCAGGGUUGAAGAUUGAGACGUCGUUUGAUCACACCAAUAGACCGCGGUGGCGAGAUGAUCCAGAUGGAGGACACCGGGUUGAUCGAGAUGGUAUCGAGGGCGACCGUACACACAUCUUUCACGAUUCUGACGCACCCUGUUGCGGUACUGAUGAAGACAACAGUGUAUUGAGUGGAGUGCAUGCCUCAACACCGCCUAUUUCGGUACCACGACUGGAUGACUACCCUCACUCUGAAGAUGUUAGCUAUCCCCAUAAACCCGAAGAGAUUCCUGCUUCCCCCCUCGAUGACUUUCUUCAACACCGCCGUCCAUCCGUCACCUUCGAUCCGAAUGUCACGCUUGACUCGGGUCCACAACAACCGCUUGAAGAGCCUUUGCCCAGGGGAGAUGCCAGAACUCGAAACCAAAGAUUCCAGACAAGGAGUUCCAAUCUGAGGCAUGCGCUGUCCCAAGAAGAUGCCGACGAGCAAGAAUCCGUACCCACGAGCGCAAGCUCUAGCCCCCAAAAGUACCGAAACCACCGCGGACAGCCUCUGAACACGCGAGAGGGUAUUCCUAUCAGUCCGGGGUACGGUAAUGCACCGUCUACGUCGGAGCUUGAUCGGCCGACAUCCCUCACAUCAGUCUCGACUGCGUCGCCCAUCAAUGACGAAUUGCGAACCCCUCCGGAGAAUUCCAAGAGUGCUCUCGCUUCUCCGAUCUGUGUCGCCUCGCCCAUACAGCCGUUCCCUUCGCUGGACGAUCGCGGCUCCUGGCCCAGUAGUGUGGUCACACCGUUCGGAAGUAAGUCCCGGUAUCAUCGAAGCUCGACCCGGCUUAGCUCUCGCCGGUCCACCGCCUCUAGUGGCAAGUCUCCGGCUAGCACGUUUUUGUCCAUGUGGAGUGGCGCCGAGGAGCCUGCUCCACAGCCUGAUGAUGAGGGCCAGAUGGUCGGCACUGAGUAUGUCCUGGGAAAACAGAUCGGGUUUGGUGGCUUCAGCACCGUGAAAGAAGCCUAUAAAGUCGAUGAAAGCGGAGAGACCAAGCGACUAGCGGUCAAGAUCGUGCGGAAGCAUGUUUCCGGCAAAAGCGAGAAGGAAAACGACGAGGUUCAGGCAGAGUUUGAUCACGAGGUUCGAGUAUGGAGAUAUCUCAACCACCCGCAUCUCCUGACCCUGGAUGCCGUCUACGAAACCGAUUACGCUACCUUCUGCUUCACGAAGCUGGCCAUCGGCGGCACUCUUUUUGAUCUCGUUCGGCAGAACCGUCAAGGGCUGGACAUGAAGCUGGCAAAGAAGUACGCUUACCAGCUCGCGUGUGCCCUUCGCUAUCUCCAUGAAGAUGCUCGCGUCGUGCAUAGAGAUAUCAAGCUGGAAAACUGUCUCUUGGACCCGACAGACUUACCGGAUGGUACCAAGACGUCGAAUCUUGUGCUGUGCGAUUUCGGAAUGGCCGAGUGGAUGGUCACCGAUAAUGGAAGCCAUUCGCCUGAACCAUAUGAUGAGCCUGCGGACCGGCCACCCCCCAAAACCAUCGGACCGGCAGGCUCGAGCACCAGCGUUGCGGGGAGCCUGGAAUAUGCUUCGCCGGAACUACUCCUUUCGACUAAUGGGGUGAUUGAUCCGUCCGUGGAUAUCUGGGCCUUUGGUGUCAUUGCAUUCACCAUGGUCGUUGGAUCACGCCCGUUCCAAGACCCUUUCGCACCACGCAUUCAGUCGCGCAUUAUCAGCGGCACCUGGAAAAGACAAGCCGUCCUCGGAGAGAAGACGGAUACGCCAGACCGACAUGACAGAGAAGCUGCGCUUGAGUUGAUUACGGGAUGCCUUGAUCUAGACGUUGACAAACGCUGGACUAUCCGUGACGUUCUAUCUUCACGUUGGCUACGCGAGUUUACCGACACCGUCGGAGACGGAUCAGACUAUGCGUGGAGGCUGUAA
Molecule: messenger RNA, 1947 nt
Organism: Aspergillus terreus NIH2624
Lineage: Eukaryota; Fungi; Ascomycota; Eurotiomycetes; Eurotiales; Aspergillaceae
Product: serine/threonine-protein kinase
Exons: 1
Coding region: 1-1947 (648 amino acids)
Biological process (GO): microtubule cytoskeleton organization; intracellular signal transduction; protein phosphorylation
Cellular component (GO): cytoplasm
Molecular function (GO): protein serine/threonine kinase activity; ATP binding; tau-protein kinase activity
Source: RefSeq, a predicted model, not a curated record